AUGGCGCAAUUACGGUUCGACAAUCAGGUCGCCAUUGUCACUGGCGCUGGUGGCGGACUGGGCAAGGCACACUGCCUCUGUCUCGCUUCAAGAGGAGCCUCUGUCAUUGUCAAUGAUGUUUCUUCCAAAGCAGCUGAUGAUGUGGUUUCCGAAAUAACUGCUGCCGGCGGACAAGCGGUCGCCAACUAUAACACUGUUCUUGAUGGCGACGCAAUCAUUCAGAGUGCCAUCCGCAGUUUUGGGAGACUGGACAUUCUGAUUAACAAUGCCGGUAUCCAGCGGCAUGCCAGUUUCAAGGACAUGACGGACAAGCAAUGGGACGAGAUCGACGCCGUGCAUGUCAAGGGGACCUUCGAAUGUACACACGCUGCCUGGAAGAUCUUCCGCAAACAGAAAUACGGUCGCAUUAUAAUGACUUCGUCGGCUUCAGGGCUUUUUGGCGACUCUGGCCACUGCAACUACGCAGCUGCCAAACUUGGCGUCUACGGUCUAGCGGAAACCUUAGCCAAGGAAGGGGUCAAGAACAACAUCAUCGUCAAUGCUAUUGCACCGAUUGCCGCAAGCGUCAUGACAGCGACUAUCAUGUCCACCGACACACUGCAACAUCUUGAUCCCGCUUAUGUCUCUCCCCUUGUCGCCUAUCUUGUUCAUCCCUCCAACAAGGAAACGGGCUCCGUAUUUGAAGUCGGUGCGGGUCAUGUCUCCAAGUUUCGAUGGGAGCGAUCUCCUGGAGCUGUACUAAAAUGCGACGAAACAUUUACUCCAGGCGCUAUCUUGAAGCGGUGGGCAGACAUUAAUGACUUCUCCCACCCCGACCAUCCCAUUAAUACCGCAAACAUGAUGGCACACCUUGAAGCCGCCAAAAGGCAGGGAAGCAAUGAUCCAGGUGAAGAUAUUCGAUAUGACGGCAAGGUCGCUGUUGUCACUGGAGCUGGCGCGGGGCUUGGGCGCGCCUACAGCAUCGAGUUGGGGAGGCGAGGCGCUGCUGUUGUGGUCAACGAUAUUGCCGAUCCAGACAAGGUGGUCAGAGAGAUCCUUGCAUUUGGUGGUAAGGCCGUUGGAACCAAGUCAUCGGUUGAAAAUGGUGCUGCGAUCAUCAAGACAGCAAUCGAUAACUUUGGCCGUGUCGAUAUUCUAAUAAACAACGCUGGCAUCCUGCGAGACAAGGCAUUUGUCAACAUGACUGAGAAGCAGUGGGACGACAUUAUCAGCUGCCAUCUCCGGGGCACAUAUUCUUGCACCAAAGCCGCGUAUCCGUACAUGCUGAAACAAAAAUAUGGUCGCAUUGUCAACACGACCAGUACGAGCGGCAUCUAUGGAAACUUUGGUCAAGCCAAUUACGGAACAGCGAAAAUGGCCAUUCUGGGGUUCUCCCGAGCCCUUGGGCGGGAGGCAGCCGAACACAACAUAUACGUCAACACAAUCGCCCCCUCGGCAGGAACAGAGUUGACUCGGUCGGUUCUCAGCGAAGAGCUCGUCAAAGCACGCAGACCAGAAUUUGUGGCUCCUCUGGUGCUCGCGCUGUGUUCCGACAAAGUACAACCCAACCCGACUGGGGGCUUAUAUGAGGUAGGUUGCGGCUGGCAAGGCCGAACCCGGUGGCAGCGUUCGGGUGGAGUUACCUUUGAUGUCGACAAGUUCACUCCGGAGGCAAUUAGUGCUCAAUGGCCUAGAAUUAUUGACUUUGAAGAUGGCCGCGCCGACAACCCCGAAACCCCCGAAGAAGGACUCAAGAACAUAAUGGGCGUCGUCAAAGGUUUAAUGUCUUCAGGCUCGGGCGCUUCGGCUGGUUCAUUUCUCGCUGCCAUCAACGCAGCCAAGAAGGCUCAGCCAUCAGUCUCAGAGACCAGCUAUACUGAAAAAGAAAUCAUCCUGUACAACAUCUCACUCGGCGCAACAAGCGACCAACUUGACUUGGUCUACGAAGGUCACCCAGGCUUCCAGGUACUACCCACAUACGGUGUCAUCAUUCCUCCCACAGCUACGAAAUCCUUUAAUCUGUCUGAACUUGUACCCAACUUCUCAUACAAGAUGGUCCUUCACGGGGAGCAGUAUCUCGAGAUCCGCAAAUGGCCGAUCCCCACGUCUGCUCGGGUGCGUUCUUUGUCUAAGGUUGUUGACGUCCUAGACAAGGGCAACGCUGCUCUGAUAGUCACCGGCACAACGACCGUGGAUGCUGAGACCGGAGAGGACCUGUUCUACAAUGAGACGACCCUCUUCGUCCGCGGAUCCGGUGGAUUCGGCGGUGCUCGGAAUGACACAAUCAACGGUGGCAAAGCCUCGGCUACCCCAACAUUUCCCAAAAGGAAGCACGAUUUGGCAGUCUCCGUUCCCACCACCAAAGAUCAAGCGUCACUAUACCGGCUAAAUGGCGACAGGAACCCGCUACACAUUGAUCCCGCGGUUGCCAGGGCGGCAGGGUUUAAGGAUGGGCCCAUCCUUCACGGACUGUGUUCAUUCGGCCUAACUGGAAAGGCUAUCAUGGCACGGUAUGGGCCGUUCAAGAAUAUCAAGAUGAGAUUUUCUGGUAGUGUUCUACCAGGACAAAACUUACAGGUCGAGAUAUGGAGGGAGGGCCAGGUGGUCCUCUUUCAGACUAGAGUCCAGGAGACGGGCAAGCUCUGCAUAAGCGGUGGAAGGGCCGAGUUGUUGACGACUGGCCCUAAAUUGUGA
Phaeoacremonium minimum UCRPA7 is the source of this 2673-nucleotide messenger RNA. RefSeq names its product putative peroxisomal hydratase-dehydrogenase-epimerase protein. The transcript has 5 exons. Gene Ontology annotation, molecular function: oxidoreductase activity. The record is from RefSeq and is a predicted model, not a curated record. Lineage: Eukaryota; Fungi; Ascomycota; Sordariomycetes; Togniniales; Togniniaceae. The coding region runs from base 1 to 2673 and encodes 890 amino acids.